This is a messenger RNA of Dipodomys spectabilis (banner-tailed kangaroo rat), 896 nucleotides long. RefSeq names its product 6-phosphogluconolactonase (gene Pgls). The transcript has 5 exons. Gene Ontology annotation, biological process: carbohydrate metabolic process; pentose-phosphate shunt. Bases 38 to 814 code for a protein of 258 amino acids. NCBI's taxonomy places the organism in Eukaryota, Metazoa, Chordata, Mammalia, Rodentia, Heteromyidae. Gene Ontology annotation, molecular function: 6-phosphogluconolactonase activity. The record is from RefSeq and is a predicted model, not a curated record.
GGCGCACUUCCGCCUCCCAGCGCCCGCCGCCGCCGCCAUGGCCGCGCCCGCCCCGGGCCUCAUCUCCGUCUUCUCCAGCCCGCAGGAGCUGAGCGCGUCGCUGGCGCAGCUGGUGGCACAGCGGGCCGAGAGCUGCCUGGACGGGGCCCGCGCCCGCUUCGCGCUCGGCCUGUCGGGCGGCAGCCUGGUCUCCAUGCUGGCCCGCGACCUGCCCGCCGCCGCCGCCGCCGCCGGGCCCGCCCGCCUCGCGCGCUGGACGCUGGGCUUCUGCGACGAGCGCCUGGUGCCCUUCGAGCACCCCGAGAGCACGUUCGGGCUGUACCGGACGCACCUGCUCUCCAGACUGCCCGUCCCCGCCAGCCAGGUGCUCAGCAUCGACCCCGCGCUGCCGCUGGAGGCGGCGGCCGAGGACUACGCGACCAAGCUCAGACAGGCCCUCGGAGAGGAUGCCAUUCCAGUGUUUGACCUGCUGAUCCUGGGCGUGGGCCCCGAUGGCCACACCUGCUCCCUCUUCCCCGGACAUCCCCUCCUGCAAGAGCGAGACAGGAUUGUGGCCCCCAUCGGCGACUCCCCGAAGCCGCCGCCCCAGCGCGUGACCCUCACGCUGCCUGUGCUCAAUGCUGCACAGACCGUCGUCUUUGUGGCCACUGGGGAAGGCAAGGCUGCCGUCCUGAAGCGCAUCCUGGAGGAGACGGAGGAAAGCCCGCUCCCGGCCGCGCUGGUGCGGCCACACACGGGGCAGCUCCACUGGUUCCUGGACGAGUCGGCCGCACACCUGCUGACGGUGCCCUUCGAGAAGCAUUCGGCUUUGUAGCGGCCGGACCCCAGGCCGGGCCCCUGCUUGGCGCACGGACCAUGGUGUGCGGGCCACCGGCAUUAAACAGAGCUCUGCCAAA